AAAAAAAUGAAAACGUAGUGAUUAUCCUAAUAAAUUUUCGCUCUCAUCCCUUCUUCUCCUCCCUUUGUUACGGAGAUUUAUCCUCUUUCUUCUUAUCUUGAUUGAACCAUGCUAAAGUAUAACCAAAUAACAAGAACAACAGGCAAUAACCUCAUAGGCAUAUGGAGACCUGCUUUCAUUGAGCACAAUCAAUCCCUCUAUGCCUUUGGUGGCGGUGGACAUGUAACAGACGACUUACGUUAUCUUGAUCUGUCAACUAUGUGCUGGAAGGCACUUCAUAACGUACAAGGCAAGCCACCAUCAAGAAGAUAUGGACAUACAGCAACCAAAUGGAAAGACUCUGUUAUCAUCGUUGGUGGUUGUACCGAUAACCAAGAGUAUUGCAAUGAUGUGUACAUAUUCAAUCUCAAGACGCAAACCUGGCACCGACCUACGACUGUGGGUACCAUUACCAAUCGCCACUUGCAUAGUGCGGUUGUGUUUGAGGAUAAAUUGAUUGUCUUUGGUGGAUUUUCUAAAACUACAGAUUGCACCUAUGUUCUGGAUGAGAUGUGCAUUUUAGAUCUACAUACAAUGACAUGGACAACCCAUCACAAUAUGCCCCCAAGAUACAACCACUCUGCCACGCUUGUAGGAAAUAAGAUGCACAUUUAUGCAGGGAAAGAUGAACAAGGCACAACUGUGUCUGAUUUAUUCGUGAUCCAUCUUCAAAAUGAACCUUAUACUGCUUAUCCGUUAAUUUGUAACGACCAGUUUGAGGAUUUGGGUAUGGUGCUGGCAAAGAGUCAGCAUUUUUGCGACACUACCUGCGGGAAACUAUUCGUAUUUGGAAGAUAUGCGAACAGAAAGCAAUUAGACAAUAAUGAUAAGAACAACAGCAGCAAUAGCAUUAGUAGCGACAAUGACCUCAUUUACGGCCUUUGGAUGCUUGAUCUUGAUACAUUACAAUGGAAAAAACAGGAAUGCAGCAAGCAUUUCGAAGUUGGCGGCUGGAACUAUUUCAUCGUCAUAAGAGAACCAUUAAAUGAUAAAAUAGAGUCCCCUAGGCCACAAGUGUUUUGUAACAGCUUGCUAUUCUUGGGCAACACGGAUUCAAGCAAAUCACACGGCCAUGACCAUUUCAGAGAUGCCUUGACUAUCAAUUGCGAAUCAUUUGGAUUAUACGAUUUAGGAGAGCCUAGGCUACCAACAACCGAACUUCUUAAACUAUUAAAUACACCUGAGCAUUCAGAUUUCUUGAUUCGAACAGGCGAUGGAAAGGAAAUCUACGUACAUCAAGUCAUACUUUUAUCACGCUGGCCACACUUCAAAAACAUGUGUACAUCGGGAAUGUUUGAGUCUGUUACGAAAAUAAUAGUAAUACCAGAACCUUUUGAUGUCGUUAUGGCUUUUUUAAAAUAUAUUUACGGCGAUACCUUGGAUGACUCUGAGCCAUGGCAAGUCUUAUGCGAAUUACUGCUACUGGCUAAUCUAUAUCAACUUCAUCGUCUUAAGAAACUAUGCUGUCAAAGGCUUUAUACACAUCAUAUGUCGAUUGAAAGCUGUGGAUAUAUAUUUGAAAAGGCUAUCAUGACGGAUGAGAUUGGAUUAAAAUGGUUAACACUCAAAUUUAUGUUUCAAAACUAUGGAUCCUUUAUCAAGUCAAACAUAU
Messenger RNA from Rhizopus microsporus ATCC 52813, 1651 nucleotides. RefSeq names its product galactose oxidase. The annotation marks the transcript as partial. The record is from RefSeq and is a predicted model, not a curated record. The transcript is spliced from 4 exons. Gene Ontology annotation, molecular function: protein binding. NCBI's taxonomy places the organism in Eukaryota, Fungi, Mucoromycota, Mucoromycetes, Mucorales, Rhizopodaceae.